CGACAUUUACACAUGUUGAUGUGCCCAUGAAACGUGAGCCUGGACUCUAUUUGCUUAUUCCGCUCACUAUCGGAACACUGUGCACUUGCAGGGCAACCAUGACAGCCAGGCGAGCUUAAAGACGAAUUGCAGACUCAGCAGCGAACCUGUGCAAGAUGAACUCUGAGGACAAGUUGGACGGCAUGCUGUUCAAGUGCAGCAGUGCAGGGAUGGACGUCGGCGGGCGUGUGGGGCUGGGCGGUGCGGGCGGACUGGUGGUGAUGACGCUCGGGGAGCGCUCGCUGGCGGACCACCCGCUGUUGGCGGAAGACGAGGACGAAGAGGAGGACUUGACCGUAAGCUCUCUGGUGACUCACGACCUGGUACCUCCUGAGCAGCUGAUGAUGCAGGAGAUGUCCAAGACCGGCGGCGGGGGCGAGGAGGAGGGAGCAGGCGAGGUGGGCGUGCACUUCCCCCUCAAGCUCACCCAUAAGUUGCCCUGCUUGCCUCUCAACAUUAAGCAAGAAUUAAAAUUGACUGAGUCACCAGUGCAGAUAAAGAAGGACAAAAAAGCAGUCAAGGAUCUGAUCAUUUGUCCCAAGAAGAAGAAAAGGAAACAACACUCACCAGCAAAGAUCCUGAGCAUUAAUGACGACGGUUCCUUUGGCAUUCAGAACCCCAAGUGCCACGUGUGUGUUCACUGUAACGCAGCCUUCAGAACCAACUACCAUCUACAGAGGCACGUCUUCAUUCACACUGGCGAGAAACCGUUCCAGUGCAGCCAGUGUGACAUGCGCUUCAUUCAGAAGUACCUUCUCCAGAGGCACGAGAAAAUUCACACCGGCGAGAAGCCUUUCCGCUGCGACGAGUGUGGUAUGAAGUUCAUCCAGAAGUAUCACAUGGAGAGACACAAGAGGACACACAGUGGAGAGAAGCCCUACCAGUGCGACUACUGUCACCAGUACUUCUCCAGAACUGACCGUGUUUUAAAGCACAGAAGAAUGUGCCAUGAAAACCGAGACAGAAAGACCAACAAGGCGGGCAAUAAAAGUGUAGCACUACACGAAGCCGACUCUUUAAGCCCCUUCCUCACCAAAGAGUGCGUAUUGCCCAAGAAGAAGCGGCAAAAGUGUGCAGACAAGUCCGACAGUUCUGGCUCCUCCACGGCCGCCCAAGCAGAAGUGCUCAACAUGAAAGAAACUGAAAUGAAAGAGGAACACAGAAAAGCUAAAUGUGAAGUUCUGCCUCUGUUCGCGGUGUCCUCCAAAGUUAAACACGAGUACGUGAUUGGAGAGUACUCCGUGGAGCUUCCAGACGAAAGUACCAGCCAACACCAAGACGGAGACUUGUCACCGGAGGAGGCAGCAACCCCUAAACUGGUCCUGAAGAAGAUAUCUAAGAGGAGCCUGAAACAAUCCGGCGAACAAGCUCCUUGCCUGGCCACGCUGUCCUCCUUCGAGGACAACAAAGUCACACAUUAUACCUUUGAAAUUGUUGACAAGCAAGGCCUUUUAGACGAAGUCAGCAACACGGAAUCAGUUGAAACUCCGGUGAAACCGGCUACCAGCAGCACAAACUACGACGACGCCAUGCAGUUUCUCAAGAAGAAACGCUACCUUCAAGCGGCAACGGCCAACAGCAGUCGGGAUUACAGUCUGAACACGAGUACUAUCGCUUCUCAGCCGACCGUUACUCACACGGUGGUGUCGGCAGUCAUUGACGAAACAGUCCCUGCUACCAUUCUGGGACCUCAGCUGAUUAACGCCGAGAUAAAAGCGACGCAUGACAGAAAUGUGUUGCCUGACGAGGUUCUUCAGACUCUGUUGGACCACUACUCCAACAAAGCUAAUGGCCAUUCAGACAUUUCCUUUAGCGUGGCAGAUGCGGAAGUUACCUCAAGCAUAUCUAUUAAUUCCUCGGAUGUUUCGGACAGCAGUCCUGCUGAGAGCCUUGGAGCUGCCAGUGUUCAAACUCAGCCUCCGGCGGAGAAGUCCAGUCUCUUGCAAGAAUAUUCCAAAUUUCUCCAGCAGGCGCUGGAAAGGACCAGCCAGAACGACAGCUACCUGACUAGCCAGAGCCUCAGUUUAGUCACGGAAAACCCCACCUUAGCCGGACAGCCUCUGUUCUCCACCGAGAAACAAUUUCCUUCCCCCAGUAGGUUCAAAUCAGGGACAAGUUCCCCAUUACGAUCCACGAUAGAGAAACCUCACUUCGGAUUACUGGUCGGGGAUUCCCAGCACUCAUUUUCAUUUUCAGGUGAUGAGACCACUCCCCCUUCCACAGUGUCCCCUUCGGAGGAGGACUUCCUGGAACAGGUCUCGCCUUCCAAAAAGACGGACUCCUCUCAAGGGAUUCUGCAGACUUUUCAAAUAGGCACAUUCGAUCCAAACUUCAAGUCUCACUUCCAGACCUCCAGAUCUGGUUCCUCUUCACAGUUUACAGGUGCCAAUGGACAAGUAAGUCUACGCGGACACAGCACAGACUUCUCAGAGUUUCCUUUAGUCCGAGUCACUGAGACAAGGUCCCAACUGAAUUCCUCCCCGGAGGUUUCAUCGGGGGAAACCUUUGAUUGAGGAGAAGACUCUGGGUUUUGUUCAUUCUUCAUUUCUGCAGCACUUUAUCCCAUUUCACCUGUUUUGCCAAAACACAUCCCGUGGAAUUCAGAUAGUUUAAGUACGUUGGGAGAAAAAUGGCUCUUCUUGAACUAGUACAUUGAAAAAUUGGCAGCCCCCCUUUUAAAAAAUGUUUUCAUUUGCAUCGAGAGAUUAACCGACCAAAGCGUAAUUUUCAUGCCAUAUUGCACAGGUGUCAAACUCCAGACCCGAUGAAAUUGCAUACCUUUUUAAACUUUAAUAGUAAAUAUUACAGUAUAUCAUAAUACCUUCCAAACAUUCUUUUUUUGUCUAAACAAAAUCAAAUACUGAAAUAUUUGUUUGACUUAUGAUUUCAGAGCAAGUUAUUCAUCAAAUUGUUCACUUUGAAAAUGACAAUAGAUUCCACAGUAAAAUGUACAGUGUUUUUUUUACAGCGUAUUAAUGAAAAUUGAAAAAACUCCUACGGGUUUUUUACGGUACAAUUCCGUCAACUGAGCUACCGGGGGUUUUUUUUAACCAUAAAAUGUACGGUUGUUGUUUUUACGGUGUAUUACUGUAAAUGGAAAAACGGUACCACGUUUUUUUUUUCCAGUUGCUAGAAUUAAAUAAAAAACUGGUACUGUUUUUCCAUUUAAAGUUAAAGUUAAAGUACCAAUGAUUGUCACACACACACACGAGGUGUGGCGAAAUUAUUCUCUGUAUUUGACCCAUCACCCUUGAUCACCCCCUGGGAGGUGAGGGGAGCAGUGAGCAGCAGCGGUGGCCGCGCCCGGGAAUCAUUUUUGGUGAUUUAACCCCCAAUUCCAACCCUUGAUGCUGAGUGCCAAGCAGGGAGGUAAUGGGUCCCAUUUUUAUAGUCUUUGGUAUGACUCGGCCGGGGUUUGAUCUCACGAUCCUACCGAUCUCAGGGCGGACACUCUAACCAUUAGACCACUGAGUAGGUAUUACAUUACAUUUCCGGUAACAUGUAAAUUUUACAGUAAAAUUCUGGCAACUAAGCUAGUUUUUUCCUGUAAAAAAACCCACAACACUGGUGCUGUUUAUCUAUUUACUGUAGUCCGUUUAAAAAAAAAACACUGUAUAGUAAAUUUCUGGUGGCUGAGUUGCCAGUUUUUUACUGUGAAAUCUACAUUUUUUUUUACAGUGUACGUAAAAAAUACAUAUAAUAAUCAAAUACAAAGGCAAAUUCAUACACAGUAGGAAAGGGAUUCACAUGGCCCCAUUCCUGGGUGGAUCUCGCGCAAAAGGAAGAGGGGAGGGUUAGUCAUUGUGCAAUGCAGUUUGCUGAAAAUGAUGGAAAGCGCCACGCUACAUUGCAACUGACGCUGUGGGCAAAGUUGGAAUUGCCACCAAACACAUUUUAAAGACAUUUAACACUACUACCAUCUGGCGGCUAAAGUGGAUAGUGUACACCCCCAAUUUGUCACAUUUCACGUGUCAGGUAAACCGCGAUGAACGGGGCCAUAUGGGUUCCUUCCUACUGUGUUAUACACCCCUGCCAUAUUUAUUUAUGUCCAUCCAUUCUGCUUCCUCUCACAUACAAACUACUUUUUUGCUGCUAGCUACCCCCCCUUGGUUUGAAGAAACAAUGAAGUGCAAAAAUUCAACUCUGAAAUAUUUCAAUUCUAGUUUUUUACAAACCCCGUUUCAAUAUGAGUUGGGAAAUUGUGUUAGAUGUAAAUAUAAACGGAAUACAAUGAUUUGCA
This is a messenger RNA of Nerophis lumbriciformis (worm pipefish), 4279 nucleotides long. It is a transcript of the gene znf148, whose product is annotated as zinc finger protein 148. Gene Ontology annotation, biological process: regulation of transcription by RNA polymerase II. NCBI's taxonomy places the organism in Eukaryota, Metazoa, Chordata, Actinopteri, Syngnathiformes, Syngnathidae. Gene Ontology annotation, molecular function: RNA polymerase II cis-regulatory region sequence-specific DNA binding; DNA-binding transcription factor activity, RNA polymerase II-specific. The record is from RefSeq and is a predicted model, not a curated record.